UCGAGAACCUUAACCUUUUGCUAGUGUUCCACAGUGGCGCAGUUUACACUUUAUAGUGUUCUUAUACGUUCUUGCAAUUUGAGGAUUUCUGACGCAUUGUCAUUUUUAAAUUGUUUUCUUGGUGUGAUUUUUACCGUGACUUCAAAAUCAUAAAAUGAGUUUCGGUUUGCCAUCAAUCAUACCCAAGCCUGUUAUACCCGAGCAAUUCGACAUUAAAAAUGGAACUACCAACUAUGGCCUAUCUAAUCCUAUGGUAUCAGGCUUGUCAGCAACCAGACAGAGCAUUGGUUAUGCACAUCCCUUGGAAGCUUCAGAAAGAAAUUACAAAAAGAAUCAGGAGCGCAUGAAUAUGACUUUACUUAGGAACACACAAGGAUUACAUGCACCAUUGCGCAUAGCAAUGGAAUUAAAAGCUACCGAGAAGAUCGGAAGACUUCCAUUUCUGCCGUCAUCUAAUGUUAUGCGAGAUGUUUUGCUUGCGCAAGAUCAAGAUAUACGAUUUGAAGAUAUCUUCAAUACGUCUGAAUUCAGAGAACAGAUGGGACAACCACAUGCCGUCGUAGAAAAUCAUCUUGGAAUAUUAUAAAGUUUAUCUUGCAAAACUUUUGUCUUAAUGAAAAAAUAAAGAUUUAUAAACUUAAUCAUAA
Molecule: messenger RNA, 647 nt
Organism: Monomorium pharaonis (pharaoh ant)
Lineage: Eukaryota; Metazoa; Arthropoda; Insecta; Hymenoptera; Formicidae
Gene: Pomp
Product: proteasome maturation protein
Exons: 5
Coding region: 155-586 (143 amino acids)
Biological process (GO): proteasome assembly
Cellular component (GO): nucleus; cytoplasm
Source: RefSeq, a predicted model, not a curated record